This is a messenger RNA of Trematomus bernacchii (emerald rockcod), 5963 nucleotides long. RefSeq names its product receptor tyrosine-protein kinase erbB-4-like. The record is from RefSeq and is a predicted model, not a curated record. Gene Ontology annotation, cellular component: basal plasma membrane; signaling receptor complex. The transcript has 28 exons. Gene Ontology annotation, biological process: positive regulation of kinase activity; cell surface receptor protein tyrosine kinase signaling pathway; multicellular organism development. The coding region runs from base 342 to 4490 and encodes 1382 amino acids. Gene Ontology annotation, molecular function: epidermal growth factor receptor binding; transmembrane receptor protein tyrosine kinase activity; ATP binding. NCBI's taxonomy places the organism in Eukaryota, Metazoa, Chordata, Actinopteri, Perciformes, Nototheniidae.
GGUGUGUCUGAAGAAUACGAGUCUACAGCUGCAUACUGUAUCCAAGUCGGGGAGUAAUGGCAUGAGUACUGCUUUUUACUGUUUAGACAAGCUUUCCAGUGCGCGCGUUGGAAACUAACAUUCGACACUUUCUGCGUUCACGCCAGUCCCUAAUUAGCCCAUCAGGCACCGCGAGGCGAGGCGGAAGACUGUCGGACAAACUGUAAACUUAGUCAAAGCGACUAAAGUCCCCAAACUCCCAGGCUGAAGAGGCUACAAACGACUCAUCCGUUCUGGCUGUUUCAAGGAAGGAUACGCUGCUGGACAUGUGAAUUUAAAGGAGAUACUUGCCCAGCAGAACCAUGAAACCAACAACUGCCCUGUGUUGCUUCGGCUUUCUCCUCACUUGCCUCUUGUUCGGGUCGAGCUCUUCACAAUCAGUAUGUGCUGGUACAGAGAACAAGCUGAGCACCCUGUCGGACCUGGAGCAGCAGUACCGCACCCUGAGGAAAUACUACGAGAACUGUGAAGUCGUAAUGGGCAACCUUGAGAUCACAAGCAUCGACCGCAGCCGGGAUCUCACCUUCCUCAGAUCUAUCCGAGAAGUGACAGGCUAUGUGUUAGUGGCCCUGAACCAGUUUGACUACCUGCCGUUGGAGAACUUGAGGAUCAUCCGAGGGAACAAGCUGUAUGAGGACCGCUACUCCCUCGCAAUCUUCCUCAACUACAGACGUGAUGGAAACUUCGGAUUACGCCAGUUGGGUCUGAAGAACCUCACAGAGAUCCUGAGUGGAGGCGUGUAUGUUGACAAGAACAAGUUCCUGUGUCAUGCGGACACAAUCCAUUGGCAGGACAUUGUAAAAAACCCUCGGAUGCAUGCUGUGGUGGUGCCCACCAACAGUAGUGUCUCAUGUCAAAAGUGCAAUCGUUCCUGUAAUGGUCGUUGCUGGGGACCCAAGGAGGAUCAGUGUCAGAGCUUAACUAAGACAGUGUGUGCUGAGCAGUGUGAUGGCCGUUGCUUCGGUCCCUAUGUUAGUGACUGCUGCCAUCGUGAGUGUGCGGGUGGCUGCUAUGGACCAAAAGACACCGACUGCUUUGCCUGCACCAACUUCAAUGACAGUGGGGCGUGUGUGACCCAGUGCCCCCAGCCCUUUGUCUACAACCCCACCACCUUCCAGCUGGAAUACAACCCCAGAGCAAAGUACACCUAUGGAGCCUUCUGUGUCAAGAAGUGUCCUCAUAACUUUGUGGUGGACCAUAGCUCCUGUGUGAGAGCGUGCCCCAGUAACAAGAUGGAGGUGGAGGAGAACCGCAUUAAGAUGUGCAUUGCUUGUACCGACAUCUGCCCGAAAGCAUGUGAUGGCAUUGGUACAGCCAGUCUACAGACGGCUCAAACAGUCGACUCCAGCAACAUCGACCAGUUUGUGAACUGCACCAAAAUCAACGGCAACCUGGUGUUCCUCAUCACUGGGAUCAAAGGGGAUGUGUAUCACAACAUUGAAGCUUUGGACCCAGAAAAACUAAAUGUAUUCCGCACCGUACGGGAGAUCACCGGCUAUCUCAACAUCCAGUCUUGGCCUGACAACAUGACAGACCUGAGUGUCUUCUCCAACCUGGCAACUAUUGGGGGAAGAGCGCUAUACAGUGGGAUCUCCCUGCUGGUGUUGAAGCAGCAGGGCAUCACGUCUCUGCAGCUGCAGUCCCUGAGAGAGAUCAGCGCUGGGAAUGUCCACAUCGCAGAGAACAGCCAGCUUUGCUACUACAGCACCGUGAACUGGACCAGACUGUUCCGUGCUGAAAACCAGAAGGUUCUGAUCCGCAACAACCAAAGCCCACAGAAGUGCUCUAAGGAGCGCAUGGUGUGUAACCCGCUGUGUUCUGACGCCGGCUGUUGGGGUCCUGGCCCAGAUCAGUGCCUCGCCUGCAGAUUCUUCAGCCGUGGACGAACCUGUGUGAAAAACUGCAACCUUUAUGAAGGGGAUAUCCGAGAGUAUGCCAAUGGGUCAGUGUGUGUGGAGUGUGACGCCCAGUGUGAGCAAGCUGACGAUGAUUCUUUGACCUGCAACGGUCCGGGCCCAGAGCAUUGUGUGAAAUGCAUCCAUUUCAAAGAUGGUCCUAAUUGUGUUGAAAAGUGUCCUGAUGGCCUGCAAGGUGCCAACAGCUUCAUCUUCAAGUACGCAGAAGACAACAAUGAAUGCCAUCCCUGCCAUUCCAACUGCACCCAAGGGUGCAUUGGACCACGACUGCAAGACUGCAUUGGCUGGAUGGACAGAACCCCUCUGAUCGCAGCAGGGGUGAUUGGUGGCCUCUUCUUGGUGGUGAUCAUGGGGCUGAGCGUAGCCGUGUCUGUUCGACGGAAGAACAUUAAGAAGAAGAGAGCGCUUCGUCGCUUCCUGGAGACAGAGCUGGUGGAGCCUCUAACACCCAGUGGAACAGCGCCAAACCAAGCUCAGCUUCGCAUCCUGAAAGAGACCGAACUCAAAAGGGUCAAGAUCCUCGGCUCUGGGGCCUUUGGGACUGUUUACAAGGGUAUUUGGGUCCCAGAGGGUGAAACGGUGAAGAUUCCUGUAGCCAUUAAAAUCUUAAGUGAGGCCACAGGACCCAAGGCUAACGUGGAGUUCAUGGACGAGGCCCUCAUCAUGGCGAGCAUGGAGCACCCCCACCUGGUCCGCCUGCUGGGCGUCUGCCUGAGUCCCACCAUCCAGCUGGUCACACAACUGAUGCCUCAUGGGUGCCUGCUCGACUACGUCCAUGAGCACAAGGACAACAUCGGAUCACAGCUGCUGCUCAAUUGGUGUGUCCAGAUUGCCAAGGGGAUGAUGUACCUGGAGGAGCGUAGGUUGGUCCACAGGGAUCUGGCAGCCCGAAACGUCUUGGUCAAAUCUCCCAACCACAUCAAAAUCACCGACUUUGGCCUGGCUCGCCUCCUGGAUGUUAAUGAGAAGGAAUAUAAUGCCGAUGGAGGAAAGAUGCCCAUCAAAUGGAUGGCCCUGGAGUGUAUCCAUUACAGGAAGUUUACUCAUCAGAGUGACGUUUGGAGUUACGGGGUGACCAUCUGGGAGGUGAUGACCUUUGGAGGGAAGCCAUACGAUGGGAUUUCCAUCAGAGAAAUCCCAGACCUACUCGAGAAAGGAGAGCGUCUUCCUCAGCCACCUAUCUCCACCAUCGACGUCUACAUGGUCAUGGUCAAAUGUUGGAUGAUUGAUGCAGACAGUCGGCCCAAGUUCAAGGAGCUGGCUGCAGAGUUCACUCGGAUGGCUCGUGAUCCCCAAAGAUACCUGGUCAUUCAGGGUGACGACCGAAUGAAGCUGCCCAGCCCAAACGACAGCAAGUUCUUCCAGAGCCUCCUGGACGAGGAGGAGCUGGAGGACCUGAUGGACGCUGAGGAGUACCUGGUGCCGCACUCCUACAACAUUCCACCUCUGGCAUACACUCCCCGAGCACACAUGGACUCUAACAAGAACCAGUAUGGCUACCACGACCCCAGCUACAGCAUGGAGGACAUUAUGGCCACCCUCCCCAGAGUGGUCUCUGUUCCUCCUGUCUCUGGGGUCUGCCUCCUACCACAGGACCAGUCGUUAGGGGGGCAGAUUGGUGUUGGAUUUGGCCGCGGUAACCUGGACGACCCUCGCUGCAAUGGAACCCUGAGGAAGCAGGCCUCCCCGAGGUCAGGCAACCUCGUGCCGGGCUCAGCGCUCACUGCUGGACAAGGUGGAGGGGAGGACAGUAGUGGACAGCGUUACAGUGCCGAUCCCACCGGUCUUUUAGCAGAGCGAGGAGUAAAAGGAGACAAGGACCAGGAAGGCUACAUGACUGCCAUGAGAGACAAGAACAACUCAGACUAUCUCAACCCAGUAGAGGAAAACCCCUUCGUCACCCGCCGUAGGAAUGGUGACGCCCACGCAGUGAUUGAUGGAGCCGGCUGCCACACCCUGCACAUGGCUGGAGCUGCUGCUGCCACCAAGAGCCAGUCCACUCACGGGGACGAUGAGUAUAUCAACGAGCCACUGUACCUGAAUACCUUCCUCAACCCUGGGGACAAGAACGGAUUGGCUGGCGCAGUGUCCAUUUCUGGCCCAGGGUCCUCUGCUGCUCAAUCAAUAUCGCAGACGGUCAACCCAUCAACGUCAAGCCACGUGGUCUCCACCUCUGGAUAUGUGAUUCCCCCUGGCCACCUCCCCCACCAAUCGUAUCCAUCACACACCCUGCACCCGGGCCAUUCAGGACACGCUCUGCACUCAGGCAUCGCCAGCGGCACCAUAAUGUUUGAUAAGAAAGGCAAGAAGGCCACUUUUGACAAUCCUGAAUACUGGCAGCACAGUCUACCCCCGAAGUCCUCACUGCACAACCCUGAGUACCUGCAGGACUGCAGCACGCGCUUCUUCUACCGGCAGAAUGGACGCAUUCGCCCCGCUGUGGCCGAAAACCAGGAAUACUUGUCCGAGGCUGCUAUGAAAGCCGGCAAUGUGUUGCCACCCCCUCCAUACAGGCAGAGGAACACUGUAGUGUAGUGACCCACCUGUAGCACAAUGACGAAUGAAUAGAGGGAAGGGAGGGGGAUAAAUAAACAGGCCUCUUGUUUCCAUGCAGUACUUUUCAGCCUGGGUUCUCCUUGCACCCUUCCUGGACACGUCUCUCUGUUAUGUUGAACUGCAAGUCUUUUAGUUUCACUCUCAAGUUCUGCCUUGUCUUGACAGGACUACAAUAACAGUCACUGACAGCCUCACUUGACUUUUUCAGCUCUAUCCAUGAAAGCAAGUAGACACGUUUUCAAUGUUGGUUCCAUUGUGGAGCACACUGUCCUGCCAUCCCAAGUAUCAGAGAGGCACAACAACAACACAAUGAAAUAAUUGAAAUGUUUAAUCAGAAAAAAAGGAGACAUGAACUGAGGUUAGCCCAAAGAGAGAAUUAUUGCCAUGACCUUUCAUGCUUUUCUUUGUACACCCAUUAAUUACAGUUCACCAUGUGUUUCUUUAGCACAUAUUUCACCUAUAAUGAUGCGCACAUUGCUAUUGUGUGCAAUCUAUACAAUGACACACGCAUAUGGCGUUGUGUCGUGACUCACCAGCAAACCCUCAGUCAAGCAGAAGAGCCCAGAUGUGGCUUGCAUGCAUGUCCACACGCUUCUCUGAGUUUUACAUGUUGCUGCACCAGUAAUGGCAUUCAAACAUUUAUCACACACAGCUCAUAUCAUACCUAAAACAUGUUAACAUGCCUGGAGCCUUGACACACCAAUAAUAUCCAUACAUUAAUUCAUAAGUGUAUACAUGCAUACUGACGGAUAAGCUCGCUGGCACUGGAAAUAUAUUCUGGAGGAGAAGCUCACUUGACCUUGUGCUGGAACACAGAGUGUGCCAAUAAUGGCAGUCAGUGUUGCAGUGCAGGGAAAAGGGUGAACAGGAAAGUAAAUGUCACCACAGUUUUAUGAAAAACUGAUAUCAACCAAGUACCUGGUGGAAAGCAUUCUGCAGAUUAUUGGCAUAGCUAGGUUGGGAUUUAUAAGGUUGUUCGCUCCGAAGACGACCCUGAACUUCCCACGUCACUCUUGUCCCCCUUUCAUCCACAACCAGCAUGCCAUCCACUUCAAUAUUACCUGCAUCAGAUCAUUGUAAGCACCACUGUGACUGAUGAUACCAAUGGUGUAUGCAGUGGCAUGGUAUGGACAUAUAUUUCAACAGGGAAAGGAGUGUGACGAUGGUGAAUAUAAACGAAAAAUAAUACGCUUUUAGAAUCGAGAUCAGAAAUUAUUUUCAUUUUUUUUUUUUUUGCAUCAGGGAUCUGUUUACUUUGUCACUUUUUCUUACACUAACGCAAUGAGCACAGACACCAAGCCACAAAUGAGCAAUGUAGUUCUGGCAAUGAGGCUCACCCUGCAGGGCUGUAAAUAAGCCAAUUACAUGUCAUUACAAGACAAAUCAAAUCCUGGAAAAAAGCUCUGUGGACCGAGCUGAGACAUAAAAUUAUGAGGAUAAACUUGUUGGGGG